GGCAAGAAAAAGAAGUGUUAAUUGUUGUGAUGGAUGUUUUUUUAGGAACCGGAGCUGCUUCGCGUUGAUGCAGAGCGGAUCCGGCGGCAAAUGCAGGAGGUUGCCGUAACGAAUUACCGGUCAUUCAUUUCCGCUGCGGAUGCAUUGAUAGCAAUUCGUGAGGAAGUCACCUUUAUUGACAAGCAUCUUGAAGCCAUGGGAUGUUCUUAACUUAUUCUCAAAGAAUAUGAGUACCGCAGUAGAGAACUUUCAGUUGGUCUUGGAUUCGCAUCGGUGGGUUCCGCUCCCAGCUGUUGGCUUCCCUGCAAAUACUGUUGGUGAAGAAAGUCAGGAGGAUGUCACUCCACCAUCUUAUUUGAUGGAGCAUCCACCUCUUGCUGUUUUUAUUAAUGGUGUAUCUGCAGCAAUAAAUGAGCUGCGUCCAUGUGCCUCAAUAAGUCUAAAACAUGUCGUUGUCCAAGAAUUGAUUAAGGGAUUACGAGCUGUUUCUGAUUCAUUGUUGCUGUACAAUACAACUUGAGUGCUCAGAGCGAACGAAUCAGCACUUUUCCUCUCACUCUGUCGGGCAUUUAUUGAGGUUGCUUAUCCUCAUUCUGCAACAUGUUUUGGAUGAUGUUACCCCGGUGGAGCAACAAUUAUUAUGGAUGCUAAGAACUUGUAUGACGGAAUCAGCCGCCUAUUAGAGACAUCCUCUGCUGCAAGAGAGCUCCCAAAACCAGUGAACAAUGGCAAAGCAAAGGGUGCAGAUGAGAAUGGCGAUGUUCUGGCAGCAGCAAAGAACGGAGGAACCCCUACCGCCAAAGAAUCCGAAGCCAUCAAUGCUGAUGAGGUGGUGAUGGAGGAAGUCCCUAUUCCAGAGACAGAACAAGAACACACCAAUAAUACUGAAAAGCCCAUGAAUGAUAGUGUGACGUCUUAGUGAUGGAUAUAAAUGGAUAUAAAUGUAUUUCUGUUCUUCCCUUGUUUGCAUUUUAUUAUUCUUUUGUAUCUUCAAGAAAGGAUGUCGCUAGCUGUAAUUAUAUUGUUGAAUUUCGUCAAAUUUACAUAAUCUUCUAGUCCAUAGAAAGCAUUUGUCCUAAGAAAGAAGAGAAUUUUGACAGAGAUUGUUGCUUGUAUUGCAGAGUGUUGUUUUC
Arachis ipaensis is the source of this 1133-nucleotide messenger RNA. The record is from RefSeq and is a predicted model, not a curated record. NCBI's taxonomy places the organism in Eukaryota, Viridiplantae, Streptophyta, Magnoliopsida, Fabales, Fabaceae.